AUGGGGAGGCAGAGUACCUCAGAGGCUGUCUUCAUCGCACUCAACUACAACAUCACUAUUGUAGGGAAGGCAUCGCUGGUCCUGAUGGUCUUCUUGCGUAUACUGGUCCUCCUCUUUGCUGGCUAUCCUCUCUACCAGGAUGAGCAGGACAGAUUUGUGUGCAACACUAUCCAGCCUGGCUGUGCCAACAUGUGUUACGAUAUAUUCGCUCCACUGUCCUUAUUCCGCUUCUGGCUGGUCCAGCUCACUUCCAUUUGCCUACCUUACAUUAUGUUUGUAGUCUAUGUGAUCCACAAAGUUAUGUCCAACCUGCCGGCUGAUCUGGAAGCUUCUGAGAGGAUGAAGCUUGGAUCUCUCUACAAGAUCUACAAGGAACCUUUGCGUGAUGCAUCUCUGUCAAAGGCCAGUGUGAAGUCUGAGGUUGGGAGGCUGCACCAUUUCACAGGGGCCUACAUAUUCCACCUUCUGCUCAUGAUUCUUUUAGAAGCUGGUUUUGGAGCUGCCCAUUACUACCUGUUCGGUUUCCACAUCCCUAAGCGCUUCAUGUGCCAGCAGACUCCAUGCACCAUCAUGGUGGACUGCUACAUAUCCAGACCAACUGAGAAAACCAUCAUGCUGAUCUACAUGCUGGGGGUGGCUGCCCUGUCCCUUCUUCUCAACCUCUUUGAUCUGACAUGUGCCAUCAAGCGGUCAGUCAGGAAGAAGAGCAAGAAGAAGGUGCUGGUGGAGAAGAUGUAUGAGGAAGAGAGGUACUUUGUUUCUGGAAAUGGAGGCACAAACUCUGGCCACCCUGUAACUCAGGACUUGCUGAGCAGAGGAAGCUUCCGUAAAAGAAUUACCAAGGCCUGUGCUGAUGACGGUGCUUCACUGCAAUUAGACGGUCACCUUCACCUACCUGCACCUAAUGAAGGGCCUCCUCUAGGUAUCAACCUUGGCAUACCUGGCUCUAUCAAUGGUAACAAAACUAAUGGUUAUCCUAUUCCUCAGGAUGAAGGGAUGGAGCAGGAAGGUAGUGAAGUGGCACUUUGUCCACCUGAAUCUUUGGGCACUCCCAGGUCCAUCCGGGUCAAUAAGCGUAGUCGUCUCAAGCCACCACCUCCGCCUAGGAAGGACAGACCUACAAGUGCAGGGGUGCUGGACAUCACAGAAGCAACAAAGAAAGUAGGGCAGUACACGCUGGUGGAGAUGAGCACGGGAAAUGAGCAGUCUUCCAGAAGUGGAGAUGGAAAGGAGAAGAAGUCUGAGUGGGUGUGA
This is a messenger RNA of Pygocentrus nattereri (red-bellied piranha), 1254 nucleotides long. RefSeq names its product gap junction delta-4 protein. The transcript has 2 exons. Gene Ontology annotation, biological process: cell communication. The coding region runs from base 1 to 1254 and encodes 417 amino acids. NCBI's taxonomy places the organism in Eukaryota, Metazoa, Chordata, Actinopteri, Characiformes, Serrasalmidae. The record is from RefSeq and is a predicted model, not a curated record. Gene Ontology annotation, cellular component: connexin complex.